AUGGAGUGUGUGGAGCUGACGCCGUCGGAGUCGAGUACAAUCAACCGGCGCGGUGCUGUUCCUGCAAAUCUCGCCGGUAACAGCUACUACGCGCGGCGGUACAGCACCCAGAGUGGCUCACGUCGCGGCACCUUGGGUGCGACAGAGCCCGAUGUGCAGUUUCGUAACGGCGACCUGGUGCUGCGCCUGUGUCUCUCUGCGGUGCCACGAGAGUUGUCCCACAAGCGCAUCGUGGACGUGACAGGCAUGCAGACAAGUUUUCACGACGUCUCUGAGCGACACAGCAAAGCCCUCGCCACGAUCGAGGAGGCAAUGCAGACAAUGCACCUACACGACGGGCAUGAGGUGCCUGCUCUGCAGCGUGGCGACGUGAACCUCGUACGAUUGCAGGCGAGGUGCGUGUACAUUUCCCCGCCGCUGUCACACUCUUCUGCCGCAGGUGAAGCUGCUGUAAUGGACCUGAUGCACCUGUUCUCCGCACUUCGACCGCUGAGCAACCCAGAUGUGCUUCUGGCGCAGGCGCGGCGGCUGUCCUUCCGGACUGAGAUGGAAGCCGUGCAAACGGCGCAGGUCAUGGCAUCCUUCGUUACGGAGCUGAGAGGCAGCGGGGCUGUGCCUGGAGGUUAUGGAUCUUCUGUUGGUGCCUUAAGCUCCGCAGCGGUGCUGAGACCGGUGGUGCGCGACGGUCACUUAGUUGCUAUGAAGCUGUGCCCUCCUCGCGACACCGCUCGAGGGCUCAGGAGACGCUGA
Messenger RNA from Leishmania mexicana MHOM/GT/2001/U1103, 750 nucleotides. RefSeq lists its product as hypothetical. NCBI's taxonomy places the organism in Eukaryota, Euglenozoa, Kinetoplastea, Trypanosomatida, Trypanosomatidae. Bases 1 to 750 code for a protein of 249 amino acids. The record is from RefSeq and is a predicted model, not a curated record. The transcript has a single exon.